This is a messenger RNA of Rotaria socialis, 2853 nucleotides long. The record is from the annotation of a GenBank genome assembly. NCBI's taxonomy places the organism in Eukaryota, Metazoa, Rotifera, Eurotatoria, Philodinida, Philodinidae.
AUGGAUAAGUUUUAUUUCAAUUAUCGAAAUGAAAAAGAUGUUUCUCCCCGGUCUGGUCUACUCAAAGUACAAAAAUCGGUUGAAACUCUUCAGCAAACUCACACUCCACCAGGAUCAUCACAGUUGGUUCGUCUUUCAAAUCUUAAAAAUUCUAUCAACGAUAAAGAUCCAAAAACAAUGUCAAAAUCAGAAUUGAAGAAGUUGCUCAACAGUGUUUCACAAGCAUUUAACCAAGUGAAUGAUAAAAAUAAAGAAGAAACUUUACCAAUUAUUGCUAAAUGCAUUAUAAAAAUUAGUGGUGUACAAGAGUCAGCCCUAUUAUCUGUUUUACAGCAUCCUUUUGUUUCUUCGCUUCAAGCUCCAUUCAUUGAUUUACUUCAUCGUUGGCGAAAUUCUUCUUCUAUAUCUAAUGGUGAAGCUGUAGCGUUUCUUGCUGUAGUUAAGCUGAUCAAAAAAUUAGUCAAAUAUACAGAUGAUACCAGAGUGCUUCCAUCAUGGUUGUUCGAUUCAACAUUUCUUCAUACAAUUGCCGAUUGUCUCACCGAUAUUGCCACAUCACGAAAAUAUUUUGAUGAAAAACAUUUUUUUUCGUUAAAACGUUUCACACGUUUAAUUAGAGUAUAUACUCAUUGUCAACUACGAUGGAAUGAUCAUAAUGAUAAUGAUAAAGAUAAACUUGUGAUUCUACUGGGUCCUAUUAUUCAGCGUCUCACUUCAUCGCGUUAUGCUCAUAUUUUCACAAAUACAUCAAAAAAUACAACGAAAAUGACAAUUAUCGAAAAAUUUUACCUGCUUAGAUGUCCAUCAUUUCUCAUUUCAUACAACGGUUCUUGUCUCGAAGAAACUAUGGAAGAUUUACUUGCAACAAUGUUACCUAAAUAUAUAACAAUUUUAAAUAAGAUAGUUCCUUUAGUAAACGAUUGGAAACGACCAAUGAUUCAAGCAGUAAAUUAUUUAUUGAAAAUAAUAGAUCAUGGUGCAGAUAGAUUUCCAAAAACUGCUAAACUUGUUAGCGGUAAUCUAAAAUUAAUUGAUCAUGUAUUGGCAUUGGUCAAUGAGCCCCUAUUCUACGAUAAUCUGCAGAAAAAAUCGAGUAUAGAGACGAAUUUUAUGAAUACAGCGCUUGAUUUUCUGGUAAAUAUGAGAAGUGACCCAGCAAUUCUUGCUCAUAUGAAACAAGCUUUGUCAGCACCUAUAUUUCUUCGUUUAACAUCAUGCGAACAUAAAUCAUUAGCACUUCAUGCUAACAAUCUUCUUGCGUAUACAAUGCAUGAAGAAGAUAUCAAAGCAAUGCCUAAUCCUGGUCUAUUACUGAAAAAUAAUAUUAAAAUACUUAAAACUACAAUAAAUAAAAAGUCUGAUGAUCAUAGCAACACUGAACAGCAAUUAGAAACUUUAAAAGGUCUUAUUCAACAUGAUCAAAUAAGAGAUGAACUUGUGAAACAAAAUGAUAUUCCAUUUCUUCUCAAAUGUGCUGACACGUUAACCGGCAAAUCAUAUGCAUUAGUGCUAGAAAUCUUAUGGUCUUUGUCAUUUCGCGACGAAUGCGCAGCAGCACUACGCUCCAAUUCAAAGUUUCUUAAACAUAUUGAAACCGUUUCGAAAACCACAGACGAUGAACAAAUAAAAAAAUCAAUUGAAGGACUUACCUGGGUACUUGUAGAAAACCCGGUAAUGUUGGAGAGAAGAGCGAAAAGAGAAUCCGAAGAAAAAAAUGAAGCGACUCCAGAGAUGAUAACAGUUACGGAGGAAAUCGUGAAAAGCGAUGGUACAAAAGAACUUCUAACAGUUACUAAACCCGCUCCGCAAGCUAAUCGUGAACGAAAAUUUCAAUAUGAUAUUAUGAUCUCGUACUGUCAUGCUGAUAAAGAACUAAUUUGUAAGAUACAUAAAUUUCUUCUUGCUGAAGGUUUUCUCGUAUGGAUCGAUUUGAAUAACAUGUUUGGACCAGCCAUGAGUGCGAUGGCUGAUGCAGUUGAAAAUUCAGAAUUCGUUCUAGUUUGUAUGUCGGAUUCUUACAAGCAAAGUACAUAUUGUCAAGCUGAAGCAGAAUAUGCAUUCAGUUGUAAACGACGUUUAGUGCCAUUGAAAGUAAGACCAAGAUAUAGAGCAGAUGGAUGGUUAGGAUUUAUGAUUGGAUCAAGAAUAUAUAUUGACUUUGGUGCAUUGGAUUUUGAAACAGCUUGCAAAAAACUAAUAGCAGAAAUCGCUCGUCAAUCACAAAGACCUCUUCCAUCGAAAGCAGCAGCUGCAGCUCAACCAAAAAUACCUAUUGAAGCAGUUCGUGUCGAACCAGAAAUGUCUGUAGUUUGUGUAGAAAAAAAACUUGAGCUCAGUGAAAAAGGUUCCCUUGCUGCAUAUAAGAAUCGAAAGCCGGCAUCUGAUUUUAUAAAAAUACCUAUGAACCAAUGGAGAGAAUCGGACGUAUUGGAUUUUCUUUUUACACAAAAAUUUAUUGAAUUAAUGCCAUUGUGUGAAAUGUUCAAUGGUAGAUCACUUAUAAAAUUAUACAGGAUGUGUAAAACUCAAAGCGGUCAAACAUUUACUUUUCUGAAUGAUGAGUUGAAAUCAACGUACAAAACGAAAUUACCUUUUGGAAUCUAUGUCCGAUUUGUAAGUGCAAUGGAGCAAACUUUGGCCACGCAAACACCACACCCAGUAAAAAAAACAUCUAUUAAAAAUGUUCCUCCUGGUCCAUAUGAGGAAGCGUCAUCACAAAUAGUUUACGAUUAUGCUCCAUCGAUAUCUUCUGCACCUUUUGAUCUUGUAAUUACUUCUAGUGCUUCAAGUAUGGAUAUUUUAAGAGCUGUAGAACAGUAUGGUCCGAAUUUGAAGAGACUGUUAAACGUUUGA